AGAUUUCUUCUCAAUAUUUGUAGUCGCUAUUGACCGUCCAUUGUCUAAAGGCUAAAUAAAUUUUUGAAAAACUAAACAAUGAGGGUGUUUAAGUUUUUUUUAAUUGCGGUAACAAUACUUAUAAAUAAAUCGGCAAGUGAAAGGCCGAAUGUUUAUUUCGAUGAGGUCGGAUUUAUUGUCGGAAUAUUUGAAAAAAAUCCUUUAAGACAAAAUGAAAUUUUGUUUGUCGGUCAAGGAGUUGUAAUUGGACCUGAUAAAGUUAUCACUAGCUCCGAAUUUCUUCAUGAGGAUGCCGAUUUGCAAGUACGCGCUUAUAAUUGGCCGAAAAAUAAUCGUCAAAAGGAUAAAAAACCGUCGAUGUCGGAUUAUCAAGAACGAAAAGUUGAAGAAAUAAAACUAGUGACGGAACUUUCGCUUCUUCAAUUACUUAUUUUGGAGGAACCUUUUGAAAAUAGUGUUCCUUCCAUCAAUUACAUUGAUUAUUAUUCCACAGAUGUCUAUAACAUGGGCAACAAGUGCGCAUUAGUGAAACUUAAGUACAAGGACAGUAAUGUUUACCAUAAAUUACUUGGCCCAACUCUAAAGAUCAAACAGAGGAAAAUAGCCAAGCAAAAGUCUUAUAGGCCGGAAGGAUGCAGCACAAAGGUUCGGUCGAUUAUAACUAAAAUUCACAUGAACGUAUUUAGAGAAAAUAAGUAUUUUUGUGUUACGGAAACUGGGAAAAAAUAUUGCAACAGUUAUCCAGGAGCAGCUCUCAUUUGUCAAUCUUUGACAAACGACGAAAUUUAUUUAGCAGGCAUUCAAAUUCUCAAUGAUAAUUGUGAGCUCAUGUUUCAAAACACUCAAACUCUUCCAGAAAAUAUAGAGUAAAUAACAUUAUAAUUAAUUAUAAAUAUUAUCAGAAAUAAAAAUUACUGAAACUUGA
Microplitis demolitor is the source of this 925-nucleotide messenger RNA. RefSeq lists its product as uncharacterized. The coding region runs from base 79 to 870 and encodes 263 amino acids. The transcript has 4 exons. The record is from RefSeq and is a predicted model, not a curated record. Lineage: Eukaryota; Metazoa; Arthropoda; Insecta; Hymenoptera; Braconidae.